AGAGGCUAACGGGAUGGGGAAAAGACGGUUCUCGGGUUUGGAGGUGACCCUAAUGGUCAUGUUCACAAUGAUGACAGUGGCAGCCAUCGCUCUCAUAGUUCUGUUUGUGACUGGAGAACCUGGAGUCAUUAAAGAUGAAACUACAGAAGUAUUUGUUCCUCAGUGUCCAAAUAUUCCUCUGGCUGAAAGAAUAGACUGUUUCCCUGAUGCUGGAGCCUCAAAGCUAAAAUGUGAGCAGCGUGGAUGUUGCUGGGGCCCGCUGGAUGAGCGAAAUGUUCCCUGGUGUUUCUUCUCAACCAACCAUGGAUACACAGUGGAAUCAGUGGAGGAACCGGAUCCUUAUGUAAUAAAAGCCCACCUGAAGAGAAUGGCCUCUCCUUCUUUAUUUGGGGCGGAUGUACAAGAGCUGUCAUUUCAUGCAGAAAUGCAGUCAAACAAUCGACUCCGAUUUAAGAUCUUUGAUGCCCACAGGCAGAGGUUCGAGGUCCCCCACGAGCAUGUAAGAAGCCUCAACAGUCACCCAUCCAGCCCCAUCAGCAACACACUGGAGAUCACACACAAACCCUUUGGCCUUACUGUGCGCAGGAAGGAGAACAAAAAAAUCCUGUUUGACACUACGAUGGCUCCACUGGUGUUUGCAGACCAGUACCUACAGCUGUCUGCUAAGCUCCCAUCCCAUAAUAUUUAUGGCCUGGGAGAGCAUGUGCAUAGACAGUAUCGCCAUGACACAAACUGGAAAACCUGGCCUAUCUUCACCAGAGAUGCUUUUCCUAAUGGGGGAACACAUAACCUCUAUGGACACUAUCCCUUCUUCCUCUGUCUGGAAGAUGAGAGUGGAAAGUCAUUUGGGGUCUUCCUAAUGAACAGCAAUGCUAUGGAGGUGAUUUUGCAGCCCGCCCCAGCUGUGACCUACAGAACGAUUGGAGGAGUCCUUGACUUCUAUAUUCUUUUUGGAGACACACCAGAACAAGUGGUGCAGGAGUUCCUUGAGCUCAUUGGCAGGCCUGUCAUUCCUCCAUACUGGUCACUGGGUUUCCAGCUUUCUCGAUGGGACUACGGCAGCCUGAAUGAGGUCAAGAAAACUGUGGAGAGGAAUCGUGCUGUGGGCCUCCCAUAUGACAUUCAGUACACUGACAUAGACUACAUGGAGGAUAAGAAAGAUUUCACCUAUGACAAAGUCAAGUUCAGCGAGCUGCCUCAGUUUGCUGACUACCUUCAUGAGAAGGGACAGAGAUACAUCCUCAUCCUGGAUCCAGCAGUAGCCACCAGUAAGAGGGUAGGGAAUGCUCCAUAUGAGUCCUAUGACCGUGGGACUGAGAAGAACGCCUGGGUCACCGAAUCAGAUGGGAAAACUCCUCUAUUAGGAGAGGUGUGGCCAGGAGAGACUGUAUUCCCAGACUACACUAGCCAAAGCUGCAUUGACUGGUGGGUUGAUGAGUACGAACGAUUCUCCAGGGAGAUCAAACAUGAUGCCCUCUGGAUUGACAUGAAUGAAGUGGCUAAUUUCAAGAAAGGAUCAAAUAAGGGCUGUGCUGAUAACAACCUCAACUACCCUCCCUACACUCCAAAGAUUCUGGAUGAGGUGAUGUAUAGUAAGACUCUGUGUAUGGAUGCCAAGCAGGCCUGGGGGAACCAUUAUGAUGUCCACAGCCUCUAUGGCUACUCCAUGGUGCUGGCUACUGAAAAAGCUCUGCAGCGCGUGUUUGCAGGAAACCGUACCCUGAUGUUGACCCGCUCCUCCUUCCCAGGUGUGGGGAAAUAUUCGGGUCACUGGCUGGGGGAUAAUGCUGCCAACUGGAACGACAUAAAAUGGGCCAUCCCUGGCAUGCUAGAGUUUGGGUUGUUUGGGAUACCCUAUAUCGGAGCUGACAUCUGUGGAUUCUUUGACGACUCCAGUGAAGAGUUAUGUCGUCGCUGGAUGCAGGUGGGAGCUUUCUAUCCCUUCAGCCGGAACCACAAUGCUCAGGGCUUCAAGCCCCAGGAUCCAGCUGUGUUUGGCGCUGGCUCAACCCUUGUGGAGAGCUCUAAACACUACCUGAUGAUACGUUACACACUUCUGCCUUACCUCUACACCCUCUUCUACAAAGCCCACACCACAGGGGAGACUGUUGUACGUCCUGUCAUGCAUGAGUUCUACUCUGACAGCUCCACCUGGGAAGUGGACCGCCAGUUCCUUUGGGGAAAACACCUGCUCAUCACACCUGUACUGGACCCAGGUGUGAAGGUGCGGGCAUACAUCCCGGAUGCCGUGUGGUAUGACUAUGAGACGAUGGAACGAGUGGCACACCGCAGACAGUAUGUUGAAAUGCAUCUACCAGCUGACAAGCUUGGUUUACACAUAAGAGGUGGUGCGAUCCUCCCCACACAGAGACCUGAAGUCACCACUACAUACAGUCGCCUUAACCCCAUGGGUUUGAUCAUUGCCCUUGAUGACAACAACCAGGCAGCUGGGGAGCUAUUCUGGGAUGAUGGAGAUUCUCGAGAGACAGUCAAAACAGGCAACUACAUCCACUACAAGUUCACCGUUGUCUAUGGAGUACUGACGAUGCAGGUGACUCAUGCUGGCUACAGGGAUCCAGACAACCUUAAGUUUGAGAACAUUACUGUUCUUGGGGUGCCUCAUCAUCCCGUAUCCGUCUCUGUGACACAUGUUACACGUGGAAACUCUAUCACCAAUGUGCUGGGCACCAACAUACAGUAUGAUGCAGUCAAGAAGGUUAUGUUCCUGCGUGGCUUGUCCUUGACCCUUGGGGAGACCUACCAGGUGCAGUGGGAGCUGGACAUGGAAGAGUACCAGCGCUUUGACUGUCAUCCAGAGGAGCAUGCAGAUGAAGCUAAGUGCAAGGCCAGAGGCUGUAUCUGGGAGCCAAGCAACAUCGAACGUGUUCCAUGGUGCUUCUAUCCAAAAGACUAUGGAUAUAUGGUUACGGCAACCAAGGAAACCAACUCAGGCAUGACAAUUGAUAUCACUCGGAACAAAAAGUAUAGGAGCAGUGGUCGCCCAGAGUCACCGGACAUUGACACACUCCGUGUUGAGAUCCAUUACCACAGCGGUCAUAUGCUGCAGUUCAAGAUCAAGGACCCGGCCACAGAUCGUUAUGAGGUUCCGGUGCCGCUGACGGUUCCAGAUGCUCCUGACACUAACGAGAACAACAGGCUUUACAAGGUCCAUGUUACCCACAACCCAUUCGGCAUCCAGGUUGUAAGGAAAAGCACAGGAACCAAGAUUUGGGACUCCUCUGUGCCAGGUUUUACCUUCUCAGACAUGUUCAUCCAGGUGUCGACACGGCUGUCAUCAGAGUUUGUCUACGGCUUUGGAGAGACAGAGCACCCCACCUUUAAACACAACCUUAACUAUCACACCUGGGGUAUGUUCUCCAAAGACCAGCCUCCUGGUUACAAGAAGAACUGCUAUGGAGUGCAUCCAUUUUAUAUGGGCCUUGAGACCACCGCCGAUGCUCAUGGUGUGCUGCUGCUAAACAGCAAUGCCAUGGAUGUGACUUUCCAGCCUACUCCAGCUUUAACCUACCGAACUGUGGGAGGCAUCCUGGAUUUCUACAUGGUCCUGGGACCUACACCUGAGAUGGUGGUGCAGGAGUACACUGCAUUGAUUGGGCGACCUGUUCUACCAGCCUAUUGGUCCCUUGGGUUCCAGCUCUGCCGUUACGGUUACUCCAAUGACCAGGAGAUAUCAGAUCUGUAUAGAGACAUGAGGGCAGCAGGUAUACCCUAUGAUGUUCAAUAUGCAGACAUUGACUACAUGGAUCGUCAGCUGGACUUUGUCCUGGACCCGGAGUUCACUGGACUACCUGCCCUAGUUGACCGCAUGAGGACAGAGGGCAUGAGGUUCAUCUUCAUUCUGGAUCCAGCCAUCUCAGGCAAUGAGACACGUCCAUACCCUGCCUUCCAGAGAGGUAAAGCAGCGGAUGUCUUCAUCAAAUGGCCCAAAAACAUCAGUGAUGAAAUUGUGUGGGGGAAGGUUUGGCCAGAUUUCCCCAAUGUCACAGUAGAUGAAUCUCUGGACUGGGAUACCCAAGUAGAGCUCUACAGGGCUUACACCGCAUUCCCUGACUUCUUCCGAACUACAACAGCAAAGUGGUGGCAUCAAGAAAUCAAGGAUUUCUAUGACAAUAUUUUGAAGUUUGAUGGCCUUUGGAUUGACAUGAACGAGCCUGCCAGUUUUGUCCAUGGCACAGUUGGAGGGAAAUGUCUUGGUGAUCCACUUCUAGAGAACCCUCCAUAUAUGCCACCCUUGGACUCGAAACAUCUUGGCUUAAACCAUAAGACCCUGUGCAUGAACAGCGAGCAGAUACUCAGUGAUGGAAAGAAAGUCAGACACUAUGAUGUCCACAACCUCUAUGGCUGGUCCCACACCAAGCCCACCUAUGAUGCCCUGCUGAAUGUGACAGGUAAAAGAGGCAUAGUGGUGACCAGGUCCACUUACCCCUCCAGUGGAAUUUGGGCUGGACAUUGGCUGGGAGACAACGCUGCUAGCUGGGACCAGCUAUAUAAAUCCAUCAUAGGCAUGAUGGAGUUCAGUCUGUUUGGCAUCCCUUACACUGGGGCAGACAUAUGCGGGUUCUUUAAUACAGCUGAGUAUGAGAUGUGUCUUCGCUGGAUGCAGCUGGGUGCCUUCUAUCCAUACUCGCGCAACCACAAUGGCAAGGGUAGCCCGAGACAAGAUCCUGUUGCCUGGAAUACCACCUUCUCCGAGGCUUCCCGGGACGUCCUGAACAUCCGUUACACCCUCCUGCCAUACCUGUACACACUGAUGUUUGAGGCUCAUAAAUAUGGAAGCACAGUUGUCAGACCACUCUUGCAUGAGUUUGUGAAUGAUAGAAAUACAUGGGAUGUCCAUAAACAAUUCCUCUGGGGACCUGCCCUACUUAUCACCCCUGCCCUUGACCAGGGAGCUAGACAUGUGGAUGGCUAUGUUCCUGAUGCACGCUGGUAUGACUUCCACACGGCCCAAGAUGUGGGAGUGCGCAGCCAAAUGGUUAGGAUGCCAGCACCCAUGGACCAUAUUAACCUUCAUAUCAGAGGAGGAUAUAUCUUACCCUGGCAGAAACCAGAGAACAAUACAUUUUACAGUCGGAAAAAUCCUUUAGGACUGAUUGUUGCCCUGAGUGACAAUGGAACUGCUCAAGGAUCACUCUUCUGGGACGAUGGAGAAGGAAUAGACACGAUUCAGAGAGAACAAUAUAUGCUGACCUCCUUUGCAGCAGAAUCGAGCACCUUGUCCAGUCAGGUUGAUCAUAAUGGCCUGGCUGCUGCUGACCAGUUGACCUUGGGUGUGGUUAAGGUUUGGGGUGCUGGCAGUGUGAAGAUCACAGAGGUGACCCUAAUAUAUGCGAAUGGAACAGUGCAACAACUGACCCCACAGCACAACCUUGACACUCAGGAGCUGAUUAUCGAUGCUACUGCAAAAUCUGUUCGUGUGGAUCAGCCAUUUAGCAUAACAUGGAGGACCACCGUCUGAGUACGGUUUUGUCUUUUGAACACCUAAAUGCCUCACUGAUGAGCCUGCCUGUAAAUGCUGAAUUUUGGUUGGAUGUCACAACCCAAUUGAGAGUAUUUUACUUUACUGAACCAUUACACUUGAAGUAAUAUUACACUGGACUGAGUACAGGUACAAAUAAAACUGAAAAAAUUUACAACAAAUAACUCUAGAAUGUAAUUGUUUUGUGUUUAAACACCUUCAGUACAGGGCAAUAAAUAAUUUAAGUGCUUGAUACUGUAGAAACCUAGACCUUUUUCACAGCAGACAUUUUGAAUGAUCAUAGCAGGAAAAGCACAGGUGGAAAUGAUAAAAUUAACAGUGGCUCAGUUCCAGUCAAGUGACUCAAGGAAGCCAUACUAGGGAACCAUCAUAUGCAGUAUACCAGGGUCAUAAAUUUGGAAAAAACUAAAUGUAAAUUCACUGAUAAACUCAACUUCAUCAACUUUAUUUUAUUUAGUGACUGAUCUACCCGAAUAAAUCUAACUUAAUACAUUUUACUUGCAUAAAUUUUAUUUUUCUUCAGUGAUGAACAGGUGAAAAUAUUGUUUCCAAUUUGACUUAUUGUCUCACAAUCCAUUUCAUAGCAAAGGAAAGAAAUGUUAACCUAAUUUGUAUCCAAAACACAUUACCUGCAGAGCGAGUUAUUUAAUGAAAUUGUUCUGGCCGUUAUUUCACCACACAGAAGCACCAGUAGGCAACUGACAGCUGUGCAAAAUGAGUAAACAGGUGUUUAUGAUAAAAUAACAUAAACAGCCAGAACUAAUGACCAGUCGGAGGAAACACAUGCAGCAUCUCAAGAAGUCUGCUUUUGAUAAUUGGAAAUGCUUUGAUUUAAGAGAUGCCUGAUGCUGUGAUUGAUGCCAUGCAACACAGUGGUCACAAGACAGUAACAAUAGCUAAAGUGGAAUUAUUAAAGUCCAACUGAAAUCACAUUUUUUUGUCUACUACAUCAUACAUAUCUGCUCUGUAAAUCACUCAUCAUGUGUUCUGUUUUGAGAAGCAUUCAGAAACCAAAAGAGAUAAAUUUAUAUUUUAAAUUCAUGUUGUUGUUUUCACGAUGGCUCUCCCUAGUUUUGCAUUACUUCCAUUCUGUUAUCUGCUUAAGUAGGUAGAGUCCUUAUUUCGAUACAAAUCAAAUCUUGUAUACAGUGAAUAAUUUGGCGGUCGAUCGUAGGCCUAAUAGCGUCCUGCUACACAACACAAGAGCCACAUUAGCUUUCCUGCUCAAAUCUCUUUCUUUUCUAACUUAGAAACAUGGACACACGUCUUGUCCAACACAUCAGCUUGUUGAACGAACCAUCGAACAAUCAUUCACCGAGGAAAAGUGCACCGAUAACGUCUGUUGGCAGGCUAGACAGCUAAUUAGCUGCUCAGUGCAGGACAUUGAACACCAUGUAAACAUAAAUGUCACUUCGGUCCAUUUAGAACUUUAAACUAAAUUAUAUAAUCAACUCAAUUUGUUCGUGGAUUAUUGGCCAACCUUUGGCAUAUUCUUUUCAAGUAACUCACGACAAGAGCAUGCUCAGACUUAAUAAAAGCAUCUCUUCUAACUUCUUGCAUGUUUUAAACGAAGAAUACCAACUUCUGCCCUCUAAUAAGUUAUUUAGAGUCCCUCGAUUUAAACACAACAGACUGAAGAACCCUUAUACAUCAGUCUGUCUAUCUAUCUUUUUUAACUAAGAUCAGUGUGCUGCUAAUUGACAUCUGAAUUAUGAGGAUAUUAUGUGUCAUGUAUGAUAGUUAUGAUUGUUUUGAAGUGUUAUGUAUGACUGUGAAAAGUGUCAUAUGUGUAACUGUAACCUCUUAAACUGAACUGCCUAAGGACACAAAAUGAAUUUCAGUGUAAGCCUACAAC
Thunnus maccoyii (southern bluefin tuna) is the source of this 7355-nucleotide messenger RNA. It is a transcript of the gene si, whose product is annotated as sucrase-isomaltase (alpha-glucosidase). NCBI's taxonomy places the organism in Eukaryota, Metazoa, Chordata, Actinopteri, Scombriformes, Scombridae. Bases 14 to 5479 code for a protein of 1821 amino acids. Gene Ontology annotation, biological process: carbohydrate metabolic process. Gene Ontology annotation, molecular function: carbohydrate binding; alpha-1,4-glucosidase activity. The record is from RefSeq and is a predicted model, not a curated record. The transcript is spliced from 48 exons.